AUGAAGGUGCUACCCGCCUCUGGCCUUGCUGUCCUUGUCACAGCUCUAAAGUUUGCCACCGCAGUCCCCACCCUAUUUGCAGCCACCCCUAGGACCUUCAGGAGCAGCUACCACCUCGCACAGGACUACCUUGACAAGUAUUACACACACAAAGGAGGCCCCCAGGCCGGUGAGAUGGUGGCAAGACAAGGCAACCCCAUGGUCAGGAAGAUUAAGGAGCUGCAAUCUUUCUUUGGCCUCCAAGUCACUGGGAAGUUGGACCCGACUACGAUGAAUGUGAUCAAGAGGCCUCGCUGUGGCGUUCCUGAUGUGGCCAACUACCGCCUCUUCCCAGGUGAACCCAAAUGGAAAAAAAAUAUUUUGACAUACAGAGUCUCUAAGUACACACCUUCCAUGAGUCCUGCUGAGGUGGACAAGGCUGUGGAGAUGGCCCUGCGUGCCUGGAGCACCGCCGUCCCUCUGAACUUCGUUAGGAUAAACUCUGGGGAAGCAGAUAUCAUGAUAUCUUUUGAAACUGGAGAUCACGGGGAUUCCUACCCAUUUGAUGGGCCUCGAGGGACUCUGGCCCAUGCGUUUGCACCUGGAGAAGGCUUGGGAGGAGACACGCACUUCGACAAUGCUGAGAAGUGGACUAUGGGGAUGAACGGGUUCAAUUUAUUCACCGUCGCCGCUCACGAAUUUGGCCAUGCUCUAGGCCUGGGCCACUCCACCGACCCAUCAGCACUUAUGUACCCAACUUACAAGUACCAGAACCCCUAUAGGUUCCAUCUGCCCAGGGACGAUGUGAAAGGAAUUCAAGCACUGUACGGACCCCGGAAGACAUUCCCAGGAAAGCCCACCUUGCCCCAUAUCCCGCCUCACAAGCCUUCCCUCCCUGACCUCUGCGACUCCAGCUCAUCCUUCGACGCCGUGACAAUGCUGGGAAAGGAACUUCUGCUCUUCAAGGACAGGAUUUUCUGGAGAAGACAGGUGCACUUGGCAGCAGGAAUUCGGCCCAACACCAUCACCAGCUCCUUCCCCCAGCUCAUGUCCAACGUGGAUGCAGCUUAUGAAGUGCCUGAGAGAGGCCUUGCUUUCUUCUUCAAAGGUCCGCACUAUUGGAUCACACGAGGAUUCCAGAUGCAAGGUCCUCCCCGGACAAUUUAUGACUUCGGGCUGCCAAGGCGUGUGCAGCGAAUAGAUGCUGCAGUCUACCUCAGGAAGCCCCAGAAGACCCUCUUCUUUGUAGGAGACGAAUACUACAGCUAUGAUGAAAGAAAAAAGAAAAUGGAGAAAGACUAUCCAAAGAACACCGAAGAGGAGUUUUCAGGAGUGAGCGGCCACGUAGAUGCAGCUGUGGAGUUAAACGGCUACAUUUACUUCUUUUCAGGACCCAAAACGUUCAAGUAUGACACGGAGAAGGAAGACGUGGUUAGUGUGGUAAAAUCCAGCUCCUGGAUUGGUUGCUAA
Chionomys nivalis (European snow vole) is the source of this 1449-nucleotide messenger RNA. RefSeq names its product matrix metallopeptidase 20 (gene Mmp20). Bases 1 to 1449 code for a protein of 482 amino acids. The transcript has 10 exons. Lineage: Eukaryota; Metazoa; Chordata; Mammalia; Rodentia; Cricetidae. Gene Ontology annotation, molecular function: zinc ion binding; metalloendopeptidase activity. Gene Ontology annotation, cellular component: extracellular matrix. The record is from RefSeq and is a predicted model, not a curated record. Gene Ontology annotation, biological process: proteolysis; amelogenesis; collagen catabolic process.